Molecule: messenger RNA, 1494 nt
Organism: Liolophura sinensis
Lineage: Eukaryota; Metazoa; Mollusca; Polyplacophora; Chitonida; Chitonidae
Product: heat shock 70 kDa protein 12A-like
Exons: 5
Coding region: 1-1494 (497 amino acids)
Molecular function (GO): ATP binding; ATP-dependent protein folding chaperone
Source: RefSeq, a predicted model, not a curated record
AUGGCUCUAUCCAAACCCCUUCUUGUGGUCGCCAUUGAUAUCGGUACAACAUAUUCUGGCUACGCCUUCUCCUUCCAACACGAGUUUCUGGCUGAUAAACUCAAGAUUACAACCAACAAGGUUUGGUCAGAUGGGGACAACCACCUUCAGACCUCGUACAAAACCCCGACCUCUGUACUGAUAGACCCGGAUGGACAUUUCCACAGUUUCGGAUAUGAAGCGGAGACAAAGUACCCCCAACUCCCCAAAAACAAGGAGGAAAAAGACUGGUUGUUAUUCCGUCGAUUUAAGAUGAUCCUCUACAAAUCUGAGAUAAGUGAGACUAUGAAGCUGGAGUCGGUGUCCGGACAGCGGUUCAAUGCCCUCAGUGUAUUUGCCAUGUCAGUACAGUACCUUAAGGAGCAUUUCAGUCGAAGCCUUCAGCAGCAAGUGGCUGACUCGGAGAUCCAAUACGUGCUGACGGUACCUGCUAUGUGGGACGAGAACGCCAAGCAGUUCAUGAGGAAAGCCGCUCUACAGUCUGGAAUGCCUGGAGAUCAACUCACUAUCGCACUGGAACCGGAAGCGGCCUCCAUUUUCUGUCAAGCCUUAUUGGCAAACGGCCGAUCAGAUGACAAAUUCUGUGGUACAGUGGACACAACAGUGCACGAGGUGAUGUCCAGCGGGCAUCUCAAAGAACUACACAAAGCCAGCGGGGGAGGUUGGGGCGGCACUCAGGUAGACGACCAAUUCACCGAUCUGUUGGUCAAGAUUUUUACCGUAAAGGCGAUGAAGGAGUUCGGCAAACACCACAAAUCGGAUUGGCUGGAACUUGAGAAAGAAUUUGAAAUUAAUAAACGGAGGAUAUCUAGUAAUGAUGAACAGAAAUUCAGCUUCCGGUUGCCGGCUUCUCUACAUGAAACGUUCAGCUUUCAGAGCAAGUGCUCGUUAGAGGACCAAGUGGCUGAGUCUGGGUUAUCCAGAGAUGUUCGGGCGGCACUCAAGUUGACGACCAGUUCACCGAUCUGUUGCGACAAGAUGAGAAUCAGUGGCAAAGCGAUGCAAGGGUUGAUGAAACCAACUAUCCAUAACAUUAUCACUCAUGUAGAAACACUAAUGGCGGAUCCCAAGUGUAGAGGAAUUUCCCACAUCUUACUGGUGGGUGGGUUUUCUGAAUCGCCACUUCUCCAAGAGGAGUUCCGGAAGACCUUCCGGUCCGUGACUGUGGUCACUCCACUGGACGCCGUCCUGUCUGUGAUGAAAGGGGCGGUGAUAUUCGGCCAUCAGCCCGGUGCCAUUGGAAUCCGUCUGGCUGCCUUUACUUACGGAAUUCGUAGCUUAUCCACUUUUGUUGAUGGGGAACAUGAUCCUGACAAGUUAAUUAUGAUUGAAGGUGAGAGGAUGUGCGAGGGUAUUUUUAACAGAUUUGUUUCUGUUGACGAAGAAGUGCCAUAUGGUAUGGAAACUAAUGAACAUACCUUUAAUCCGAUUCUAUUUAAUUUAAUUUUAUUCUAA